UUGUCAAACACGAGGUUUAAACAUCGAGUAAGCUGAUUCCAUUCCUGGCUAGCAGAUGGCCAGAGUCCAGUACACUCCUCCAUUGCAGCCUUGUUCACACCGCACAACCUCAGACCAGACGGCCACUUCCAAUAUACGCUCUAUCGAAUGCCUCAACCUAACUUUGAAGAUCUACUGACGGUAGAGCUACCGGGAGCCUUGGACUUCCAUCAUAUAUCACUCAAGCUAUUCCGGAUCUCACAGUUACUCCCCAUUGAUGUCUUACCGGCCCACUAUCCGCGUGGUCCUGCUACGGCAUGGCGCGCCUUCUGGUUGUCUUCCUUCCCACACCAGGCGCACACCGUGCUCUGGAGAUAUUACCAUCGUAAGUUGCCAACACGCCAGCGUCUCCACCAGCUUUGUCUUAACCAAUGUUUUCAACUUCAAGCAUAAAGAAUCUCAUAGUUUUGUUUAGAAAAUUCUAAUCUUGAUGACGAUCUUAU
Molecule: messenger RNA, 482 nt
Organism: Rhizopus microsporus ATCC 52813
Lineage: Eukaryota; Fungi; Mucoromycota; Mucoromycetes; Mucorales; Rhizopodaceae
Exons: 1
Coding region: 148-432 (94 amino acids)
Source: RefSeq, a predicted model, not a curated record